AGUGAGAAAUAAAGAAUUUGAUUCCAUUUUCAAGUGUCUGCGAGUGCUAGCAUUAAAGGAUUCAAGUCUCAAGAGUUGUUCCUCAAUCUGAAAACGCUGAGGUAGUGGAUAUGAAUCCAGAUGUGGUCCAAGAAAAUUCAGAUAACCAAACAAAUCACUUGGCACUAAAGAUCGAGGAAGAUUCGAAUCGCCAAUUAGGAAAUGCUUCAGGUAACCAACCAAGCUCUGAGCCACAGUAUGUGAACCCAAUUGAGGCCGAGGAAGAUCCUGGUACCCAACUAAACAGCAAGCUGUACUAUCGAGCAACAAAAGGUGAUUUCCAUGCUUUUGAGGAGCACGCAGGCCCUCUCACGCAACUGGUGACGCGAGUCGAUGAGAACACAAUCUUGCAUAUUUGCAUAACAGCUGCCACACCUUACUACCGAAGGAAAACAGACGGAACUGAGAACAAUGAUUCAGUUCACUUUGUGAACGAGGCUCUUGUAAAGUGCGAAGAACUGUUAUGGCAGCCCAAUAAAAAGCGUGAAACAAUACUUCACAUUGCAGCUAGGCACGGGCAUCACGAUAUUGUGCUAGCCCUCCUAACUAAAGAUGAAGAAGCUCGCCAAAACGACCAAGCAGUUGACAGACCACAGCCCCUGUUGGAGAUGACAAAUGAAGUGGGAGACACGGCCUUACAUGAGGCUGUGCGCUAUACUCACCUCCAAGUGGUGAAGUUAUUGAUCAGUGAAGACCGUAAUUACCAAUAUGGUCAAAAUAAUGAUGGUGAGACUCCACUAUACAUAGCUGCAGAAAUGGGAGAUAGCGACGUUGUAGAGGAGAUAUUAAAAUGUGAAUCACCAGCUUGCGAUGGCCCGCAUGGAAGAACUGCUCUCCAUGCUGCAGUUCUUUGCAACAAUUAUGAGAUCGUGAAAAAAUUAUGUCGAAAGUUCAAAAAACGGAUUACCAGAAAAGCCGACAACUCAGGGUGGACUCCACUUCACUUUGCUGCACAAGAAGGCUUCGCUUCAAUUGUUAAAUUGUUACUGAAAAAGGAUAAAAAUGCAGCUUACAUGGCUGACAAAGAAGAAGAGAAGACAGCUCUUCAUGUUGCAGCUAGUAAAGGGAAAGCAAAAGUGGUAGAGGAACUUAUGUUAGCUUGUCCAGAUUGCUUUGAGCAAGUUGACAAGAAUGGACAGAAUGCCCUUCACUUUGCGGUAAAGGCCAAUAGAAAUAUGCAUGAUCAUACUCUUAAAUUGAUUCUACAUAAUGAAUGCUUCAGCAACCUUAUAAACGCAAAGGAUGGCAGUGGUAAUACGCCGCUCCAUUAUUUGGCUAAUUCUAAUUUUCCCUUGGCACUGGAUCUCCUUUUUCAUCCAAAAUUGAAUGCACGAGUAUUCAACAAAAAAAACUUGUCUCCUCUAGAAGUUAUCAUACCUCCAGCGCCUGCAUACUCAUUUUCGACGAUUGUCACUGCAGCUGCUUUGAGGCGUGUUGGCAACACACCCAGUCGACAAAUCAAAGACGAAGAUGAAGGCAAGGAAGGAGGGGGAAUUGAAGAUCAGACUGAAAUAAGGAAAGAUGGAUUAGGCCAGGAAACAAAGGACGUACGCAAUAAGGCCAAAAACAGAAGAGAGUAUUUAGAAAAGCAUCGAAAAGAUGUCGGUUUAUUGAUAUCAAUUCUCAUAGCAACAGUUACCUUUGCGGCUGGUUUCACCUACCCGGGUGGCUAUACAAGUGACAACAGUUCCAAUCAAGCAGGUUAUCCAGUUCUUAUAAGAAAGCCAGCUUUCAUAGUGUUUGUUUUUUCAAAUGCGAUUGCCUUUGUACUCUCCAGUUCUGGUGUAUUCAUUCAUCUGUUUUGGAUACUGUAUGAGGGCAGGAGCGUGGUUGCUUCAAACACGGCCCAUAACUGCAAUUUGUUCGCCCUGAUUGCAAUGGUGGUUGCAUUUGUUUCAGGGACGUGUGCAGUUUUAAGUCCAAAUCCUUCCCUUGUUGCUGAUAUUUGCAUCCUUUCUGCGCCUCUUUUCGUCUUCACAUGUUUCUCUGAAAUUGUUGUAGCUCUACAUUUCUUCAAAUCGAUGAACGUGAAAGCUGCAGCACGCAGAAGACUUUUGUCAGAAAAAGUUUGAGCAAGCAAGGAAAAUAGGAAAUGGUCCUGUUUAAACAGCGCGUGCUAAUUAAGACGGAAUUCCAUUCCUGCUAGCAACAUUUCUAUCCUCUCUAUUUCUUCCUUAGAAGAGUCCAGAGACCUGAUAAUGAAAGAGAGUAAUUUUUUUCUGUUUUUUUAGUAUUGCUUUGUGUAAUUUAUUCUAGGAAUUUUUUUUAAAACAAGUCAUAUGCUUCUACUUCUCAUAUUCAUAUGUUAAUAAGUCAUUUUACUCAUG
This is a messenger RNA of Rubroshorea leprosula, 2366 nucleotides long. The record is from the annotation of a GenBank genome assembly. Lineage: Eukaryota; Viridiplantae; Streptophyta; Magnoliopsida; Malvales; Dipterocarpaceae.